UCGGUAACAUAAAAUAAUGAAAUGAAGAUGUCUUCCAAAAAGAAGAGCAAGUCGCGUUCAUCCCGCGCCGGUCUCCACUUCCCCGUCGGAAGAAUCCACAAGAUCCUAAGGAAAGGGAACUACGCGCCCAGGAUCGGGGCUGGAGCGCCUGUUUACCUGGCAGCAGCCCUGGAAUACUUAUCAGCUGAAAUACUGGAGCUGGCGACGGAAGUGGCUAAGGAGAACAACAAGACGAGAGUCAUCCCCCGACACAUACUGUUCGCCAUCAAGAACGACGAGGAGCUCAACAGAAUGCUGUCCGGAGUGACCAUCUCUCAGGGCGGCGUGCUGCCCGCUAUACACGCGCAGCUGCUGCCCAAGAAGACGGUCAAGAACACGCAGCCGUCACAGUCACAAUCAUCACAGUCACAGUAACUUAAAUAUAUUAUUUAUUUAUUUAUUUAAUAUUCGUUGAUGUAGGUCGCACAAAUGACCUGAACGACAAAGUCCUUAUCAGGACUGCA
Messenger RNA from Danaus plexippus (monarch butterfly), 503 nucleotides. Its product is annotated as histone H2A, sperm-like. The transcript has a single exon. Gene Ontology annotation, cellular component: nucleosome. The record is from RefSeq and is a predicted model, not a curated record. Gene Ontology annotation, molecular function: protein heterodimerization activity; structural constituent of chromatin; DNA binding. NCBI's taxonomy places the organism in Eukaryota, Metazoa, Arthropoda, Insecta, Lepidoptera, Nymphalidae. The coding region runs from base 22 to 414 and encodes 130 amino acids.